Molecule: messenger RNA, 291 nt
Organism: Mesorhabditis spiculigera
Lineage: Eukaryota; Metazoa; Nematoda; Chromadorea; Rhabditida; Rhabditidae
Source: the annotation of a GenBank genome assembly
AUGAACAGCUACGAGCAGGCGAAGAAGAACAUUUUGAACCAGCAGCUGCAGGCGUAUUAUCAGCAAAUCCUCGCCAAUGCCCUGCAACAGCAGCAGCAGAACAUGGCCGCCACGCAGCCGGAGCAAAUGGAUGAGUCGGAUGGGCCGGCGAUGCCCAUCCAUCUGACCUCGUCGAUGUCGUCGCUCCUCGGCAGUCCUGGGUCUCAAUCUGUGCCCCAGACCCCCACCAACACCAAGGAGUCCAAGGAAAAUCCGUUGGCCGCGCAUUCGAAGUCGCAAAAGAAGUGGGUA